AUGUCAAACCAAGGCUUUGAAACGUGGAACCCAGGUUCCGCCAACGGCAAGGGCUAUCACAAUGUUAAUAGCGCUAUGCUGAAUUUAAACGACGACUACGCACACAUCUUGAGUACUCUAGUGCACAACAGCAGCUCGCAAGCCCCAAACGGUGCCAGGAUUGGACAUAGAGACCAACCGCAGGGUACGCCUGCGGCGCAUGCCGGCUCGGAUCUGGGGACCACAAAGGACCAAACCGGCAACGCUGACUCCCAAAGCAUCAAGAAUCCUAAUAGCAAUAACAAUGGUAAUAAUAAUGAUAAUAAUAAUAAUAAUAAUAACAAUAACACUGGCAAUGGCGACCAACAACCGAACCUCGAUCUUCUGCUGCAGUAUUACCAGGAGCUGUUUAGCCGUUCUGGCGGUGCAGCCGCGGAUUACAACAAAAGUCCCACCAAUAGCAGCCAUACCGGUCAGGCCAACGGUCCUACUGAUGCGUCGCGUUCACAAAACCCUACUCUCACAUCUAAAGCGCUAGCGGCCAUGGGGAACAAGUCUGUGAUCGCCGAAAAACCGUGCGACCACUGUCGUAGAAAGCAAAUCAAAUGUGUGAUAGUACCAGAUUUGAGCAACUGUGUGCAAUGCGAAACUAAGGGAAUCAAGUGUGUCACGUCGGAACGGCCAGAAAUUAGUGAAAUUGGUCAAGAUAGGUCCAAGCGUAAUCGUGUAGACGAGAACGUUAACGUGCACGAGCUCCUCAAAAGGUCUAGGCCCAAUGGUGGUGACACAGUCUCUCAGUAUUAUACGGAUUUGUUACAAAACUUGAAUCAGUCAUCGAGCGGUGGAAGGAAAAGUUCUGACAAUACCAACGUAACGGCAGCAACACAGUUCUCGACGCCUUAUAUCCCCUUCGAUACCCCUGGUCAAGUCGAUCUGGGCCAAAGCUCUACAAAUAGCCUCCAAAAUGGUGCUUCCCCUUCGCACAUAUCGGCGUUUCCUAGCUACAAUUCGGCCCACCAAAAUAUUCCGUUCGUUCAGCCGCCCAUUCAAUAUCCCAGAUCUUCCUUUUAUGUCGGUCCCACCUCAGUCUUUGACAUCAAUCUCGUGAAUCAUGUCAAAUUAGACAAAAUCGACCAGGUGCAGCUCUGUAAGACGCUCGCUCUGCGAAAAGUCGCCCCCAAUGUUCAAUUUCUACUCCGAGACGAUCUGAACCAACAACUCUACAUGAAACAAGAACAAGAGGUUGAUAUGGUUGAAAAGCUAGUUCAUCCCCACGGGAAAAUAUUGGUUGACAUCUUCUUUAAACUUAUACACCCUCAGUUCCCCAUUUUACACGAAAGAGUGUUUCUGGAAAAAUACUCUAGAUCAUAUCGGGAGUUGACGGCACCUCUUUUAGCUGCGCUCUAUUCACUCUCUCUACAGUGGUGGGAUUUCCAUCCUCAGCUUGUUGGCUUUCCAAAACCUGACGUGAUUGACAAACUGAACGAAAUUGCCUUGAGGACUUUCUUCGACGUCAUAGAAAGACCAAAACUCAGCAUUGUUCAAACUGGACUAUUAAUAUUACAAUGUCGAAGCGAAAGCUCUAGUAAUUGGGCUAUUUGUUCAGAAGUAGUAGCCUUAGCUGAAGAUCUAGGGUUAGGCGUCGACUGCCAAGACUGGAGGCUGCCUCGUUGGGAGAGGGGUCUUAGACGAAGGCUAGCAUGGGCUGUGUGGCUACAAGAUAAGUGGACGUCGAUGAUGGAGGCAAGACAUUCUCAUUUAAUCCUAGGCAGAAACUGGCUUGUAAAAAUGUUAACGGAUGAAGAUUUUCCUGCAAUUAACCCCUCCAAAAAUUCACCUGUUAAUGGAUCACAGUCGAAUGUUCAAAUGCUGAGAGACGUCACCAGUCCGACUGGCAAUAAAUCAAUGCUGGACUUAUCACCAUCCCCAGAUGAUUACAGGAAUAGCAAAUUGAUGUUUCAACAUAUGAUAUCAUUAAGCAUUAUCUUGGGAGGAGUUAUGGAUACCUUUUACACUUUGGGCGCUCUCGAGACCGUCACUAGGAUAGAUCAAGUUCUGAAGUUAGCGAAACCUCUCCAAUUAAAAAUGCGAGAGUGGUACCAUUCGUUGCCAACUGAACUCUCUAUGGGUUCAUUUCAGGAGCGCAGAUUCAACAGCAAUGCUUCCUUGACUCUUUCGUAUUUUGCUGUUGAAUUAACUUUGCAUCGAAGGAUAAUAGUCACUCUGAAUAACGACACGUCGCCCGAAUUAGUUCAGGUGUGCAGAUUGGCCGCGAAAACAAGAUUAAUUGCCGCCAUCGAAUUCGUACGGGAUCUGAAAUUUGAACAUAUCAAUUCUUUCUGGUACACUUGCUCUACUGGAAAUCUUACGCUGAUUGGAACGUUUGCGGCUUUAUUGUAUAUUACUGCACCGACUAAAGAUGAGGCUACAAUUUUUAGAGACUGUUUGAGAAAUUACGUUUGGAUACUAAGAAUGAACUCGAAAAGCUUUGAAAAGGCUGGUAACAGUUUGCAAAGAAUACAUAUGCUUUUGGUGCAAAUUCCAGGCUUACUGACAGAUGACCCACCUGUAUCUCAGGCCCCUCCGCCACCAACCUUCACCCAAAGGUCAUUGUCUCCACUCGCACCGCCACAGCAAGGAGAGAAUCAAAGUUUAAUGUCUUCUGGUGCCAUUGCACAGAGUCCUUUUGGUGCACAAUCUAUUACAAAUCAAAUGAAAAACCUGCCGCCGGACAUUUUACAUCAGCUGGUUAACAUCCACAACAACAUGCCAACCAUUAGCACAUCAAAUAGCCCCGACAAGGCACAACGGCUGCCACACCAUUCGGCUAACGAUGAUUCGGGCGCUCGUGAAGCGUUGAACGAACUGAGCCGUAUGUCGCCAGCCACAAGCUCUUCUGGUGAAAAGCACUCCCCCAGAAAAACUCCAAAGGGCCGCAAUCUGGAAGAUGACUCGCCACCUGUGUUGAGACAGUCCAUUAAGGAAGGUAGUCAGGCUGCAGACGUAUCUUCAAGGAUCAACAUAAAGUCAAAAAUGUUGACCCCGCAAAGCGUCACAGGUGGUACUGGGAGAAAUAGUAAGUCUUCGAAUUCCGGCGAGUACCAAGUUUCAAAUAGUAUCAAUUUUGACAUGCAAAAAGACAGGCUGCUUGCUUCGCGUACACCGGGAGAGGACUCGAACAUUUCUGAAGAGUCUGUGGAAGCUGGUAGUUCAAUUUCUCAAACUACCGGGAAAGACGAUAUUGUUGGCAACGAACAAGAGCUCGACCAGCAAGGACAGGAUUAUCAGCAAGAUACAACUCAUGAAAUAUCCUGA
Lachancea dasiensis is the source of this 3294-nucleotide messenger RNA. NCBI's taxonomy places the organism in Eukaryota, Fungi, Ascomycota, Saccharomycetes, Saccharomycetales, Saccharomycetaceae. The record is from the annotation of a GenBank genome assembly.